UGUCUGCGUACGUUAGUUGGCCAUACAGGAGGGGUAUGGUCCAGUCAGAUGAGUGGUAACAUGGUGAUCAGCGGGUCGACAGACAGGACUCUGAAGGUUUGGGACGCGGAGAGUGGAGAGUGUGUUUACACCCUGUACGGACACACCUCUACCGUACGCUGCAUACACCUGCAUGACAAACAGUGAGUUAACCAACACACACCUCUACCGUACGCUGCAUACACCUGCAUGACAAACAGUGAGUUAACCAACACACACACCUCUACUUACGCUGCAUACACCUGCAUGACAAACAGUGAGUUAACCAACACACACCCCUCUACCGUACGCUGCAUACACCUGCAUGACAAACGUGAGUUAACCAACACACCACACCUCUACCGUACGCUGCUACACCUGCAUGACAAACAGUGAGUUAACCAACACACACACCUCUACCGUACGCUGCAUACACCUGCAUGACAAACAGUGAGUUAACCAACACACACCUCUACCGUACGCUGCAUACACCUGCAUGACAAACAGUGAGUUAACCAACACACACCUCUACCGUAUGCUGCAUACACCUGCAUGACAAACAGUGAGUUAACCAACACACACACCUCUACCGUACGCUGCAUACACCUGCAUGACAAACAGUGAGUUAACCAACACACACCUCUACCGUACGCUGCAUACACCUGCAUGACAAACAGUGAGUUAACCAACACACACCUCUACCGUAUGCUGCAUACACCUGCAUGACAAACAGUGAGUUAACCAACACACACACCUCUACUGUACGCUGCAUACACCUGCAUGACAAACAGUGAGUUAACCAACACACACACCUCUACUGUACGCUCUACACACCAGGGCAUUUGAGUCGAUGAAAAUCGAUGAAAAUAAACAAAUAUUCUUACAACACAAGAAAAAUAUAUGUGUGCAUUUAUCUUUAUACCAACAGUGUGGAACAAAGCCUCAUUUAUUUUAGCCAUUACAGAUAACACAUCCUUAUUGCUAAAUUGCCCCAUUUUAUAUAUUCAGUUAAUAAAAAGUGCCAUUUAAGAUUGAUUUAUUGAAAUCGUAAGAUCAACUGGUUAUAUCUUCCAUAAGAGUGGUGCUUGCUUGUAGAAGCCUAUGGCUGUGCAAUGGCAUAGCCUUGUUUUGUUAAUUUAGCAGACGAUACACUCUGAUUUACAGAGCCCUUACCACAGUCAAGACACACAUUAUGUAAUAUAACACACACUCAUGUGGAUACAAUCACACUCUACACUCAUACACACACACAAACAAACAAACAAACACACCCAAGCUCUACACUCAUACGCACACUCAUGUACACACACAUAUGCAUACUUUCUCUCUCUCUCACAUGACCAACUCGCUUCCACCAUGUCUCUGUCUAUCCUCAUUAGGGCUGUCCCCGACAAAAAAUAAUAAUCUUGGUCAACCCGAAAAUAGUCUGUUCUUUCGACCAAUCGAUUGGUCGACAUUUUUGAAUGUGUAUUUUUCCAUAUAUAGACACACCCUAUGUGUUUUAAAUAAAAUCAACUAUAUGCAUUGAGCUUGUCUGAUGCUUUAACCACACUGUUUGAUGAAAUAAGACAAAUGCCUCAAGAGGGAGCCAGAGAUCUAGAUAACCAGAAGAAAAAACCUUAACCUGACCAAACUAUUCUCCCGCUCCUGCUGGCUUUAGCAGAUUCUGCCGUUACUCUCCUGAAGUGGCCGGUAAUUGGCUGCACGAGGAGUCGGCAACCUUUCUCAUGUGGAAUGCCAACUUAUCUUACCAUUUCUACCGAUCUGCGUGCCAGUUAUGGUUUUCAUAUGCACAUUUUCGUGAAACGGUUUCAUUGAAUUGAUAAUAAUGUCUUCAUAUCUCUAAAUCAUUAUCAUGUGGUUCAUCAACAUUCUUUCUAAAUCUAAAUGAAAAUGAUACAAAUCUAAAAAGUAACUUCCAUUGCCAAUAUGUAAAAAUAGCCUCCAUAAAGCCAACAAAUAAAAACAUUGCAGCCUGCAGGUAGAAAAUAUCCUGUUAAAAUAAAUAUCCUAUAAAUCACAUUGGCUACACAUGGCCUGUCUGCAACGAACUUGAAACAUUAUCAACUGGGUCCGGCCUGAAGCUUGUGCUAGCAAACUUGCAACAUUGUAUAAAAUAUUCUGGGCCCUCAGAGCUUCCCACGCCAGUGAGCUCGGGACAGACACUGCUGUAGGCUAUUUGCACAAGGGAUAAGAAGCAGUGCUUGACUUGGGCCGGAGCUGAGUACCGGCACCUCAAAUGUUCUGCUUGAGCUCCUGUGCCUCUUAUAGAAUAAAAAUAUUGUGGAACCUAAAUAUGAACAGUAUCAACACCCAAAAUGAGUACUCGAACCUAUUUCAGUCCAAGUCAAGCACUAAUAAGAAGUAAUCAGGUAGGCCUAUUUUAUGACGUUUCCACUGGAUCAGAGCAUUACAUUUUUCCCUUUCACGCUGAGUGGUUAUCCAAAGGGAGAGAGCUGGAAAGAUUUUUCAAAUACACUGAGGAACUAUUGUCAUUCUCAAUGGAUGUAAAAACAGACUUCGUUCCCUUGAUGUUUGAGGUGAAGAAAACAUUACUUUGAGAAGCUCCACAGCUCAUUAGUGGUGGUGUGUUAAGCCAAUCAGAAAUACUAUCAGAUCCCCAAAUGGGCACAUUUAUAAGCCUACAUCUGCAUGCAGGCCAGGUAGCCUAUAGGCUUACUUCUAUGUGUAAUCAGGUGUGUGUCAUUACUCAACAUUGACAGGAACUCUCCAAACAAAUAACAACAAAAAUUACAAAACUCGCAAAUCAAGACAUGUUUCUCACAAGUGUAGCAUGGGUUGUGCGCUCUGCAAACAACGUGUCCACUCAGACAUUGACAAGGGUGAAAGACUGGAAUAAUAAUAUAUUGAAUGCAUUAAAAUAAAUGACCAUAACCAAAGUAACAAACAUUACAGAUUUAGAAAUGAUUAACGGUAUAUGUACUACUGGUGAUGUAUAUCAAUUCCCCAUUACAUAUAUUUACAUUUUAGUCAUUUAGCAGACGCUCUUAUCCAGAGCGACUUACAGUUAGUGAGUGCAUACAUUUUCAUACUGGCCCCCCCCGUGGGAAACGAACCCACAACCCUGGCGUUGCAAGCGCCAUGCUCUACCAACUGAGCUACAGGGGACUAUACACUAACAAUCAAAUGCAAACAAUUAACACUAUGAAGUUGUGAAACAAUGAAUGUGCACAAAUUUGCGGGAGAGACCGCAUUCUGGAGAGAGAAGUGCAUCAUGGUCAAUCCGACGUCUCCAGUAUUUAUGGUGAUACGGCUUCAGCAGAAGUCAGGGCAUUCGUACUUCUUGCGCUUCGUGGAGCAGAGCAGAGCUGUUGUCAAGGAAGUGAGUUUGUGUUUAUACAGGAUGUACCACCCCCCACAUACCGUCAACCAAUCAUGUCAAUACGGAGCUAUGCAGAGCCCUCCACAUUGAUACAUUUUGGAGGCGCAUGGGUACUGAGCUCGAUUUGGCCUCUGCAUGCCUACUUAUUUUCCACCAUAAUUUGCAAAUAAAUUCAUUAAAAAUCCUACAAUGUGAUUUUCUGGGGAAAAAAAUCUCAAUUUGUCUGUCAUAGUUGACGUGUACCUAUGAUGAAAAUUACAGGCCUCUCUCAUCUUUUUAAGUGGGAGAACUUGCACAAUUGGUGGCUGACUAAAUACUUUUUUCCCCCACUGUAUGUUGUGUGGAUUCUAUUCUCUCUAACUCUCCCUCCCUCCCUCUCUCUCCCCUAUCUAUCUCCCCCCUCCCCCCCCUCUCUCCCUCUCCCUCCUCUUCCCUCUCCUUCCCUCUCUCUCCUCUUCCCUCCCCCUCCUCCUCCCCCUCCUCUCCCCUCUCUCCCCCCAGGGUGGUGAGCGGUAGUCGUGACGCUACGUUGCGUCUGUGGGACGUAGAGUCUGGCGAGUGUCUCCACGUCCUAACGGGUCAUGUGGCGGCGGUGCGGUGUGUCCAGUACGACGGGCGCAGGGUGGUCAGCGGUGGAUACGACUUCAUGGUCAAAGUCUGGGACCCUGAGACGGAGACCUGUCUACACACACUGCAGGGACACACUAACAGAGUCUAUUCACUACAGGUAGGAAUACACACUAACAGAGUCUAUUCACUACAGGUAGGAAUAUACACACCAACAGAGUCUAUUCACUACAGGUAGGAAUAUACACACUAACAGAGUCUAUUCACUACAGGUAGGAAUAUACACACUAACAGAGUCUAUUCACUACAGGUAGGAAUAUACACACUAACAGAGUCUAUUCACUACAGGUAGGAAUAUACACACUAACAGAGUCUAUUCACUACAGGUAGGAAUAUACACACUAACAGAGUCUAUUCACUACAGGUAGGAAUAUACACACUGACAGAGUCUAUUCACUACAGGUAGGAAUAUACACACGGACAGAGUCUAUUCACUACAGGUAGGAAUAUACACCACUGACAGAGUCUAUUCACUACAGGUAGGAAUAUACACACUAACAGAGUCUAUUCACUACAGGUAGGAAUAUACACACUGACAGUCUAUUCACUACAGGUAGGAAUAUACACACUGACAGAGUCUAUUCACUAAACGGUAGGAAUAUACACACUAAACAGAGUCUAUUCACUACAGGUAGGAAUAUACACCCUAACAGAGUCUAUUCACUACAGGUAGGAAUAUACACACUAACAGAGUCUAUUCACUACAGGUAGGAAUAUACACACUGACAGAGUCUAUUUCAACUACAGGUAGGAAUAUACACACUAACAGAGGUCUAUUCACUACAGGUAGGAAUAUACACACUGACAGAGUCUAUUCACUACAGGUAGGAAUAUACACACUAACAGAGUCUAUCCACUACAGGUAGGAAUAUCACACUGACAGAGUCUAUUCACUACAGGUAAGAAUAUACACACUGACAGAGUCUAUUCACUACAGGUAGGAAUAUACACACUGACAGAGUCUAUUCACUACAGGUAGGAAUAUACACACUGACAGAGUCUAUUCACUACAGGUAGGAAUAUACACACUAACAGAGUCUAUUCACUACAGGUAGGAAUAUACACACUGACAGUCUAUUCACUACAGGUAGGAAUCUACACACUGACAGAGUCUAUUCACUAAAGGUAGGAAUAUACACACUAACAGAAGUCUAUUCACUACAGGUAGGAAUAUACACCUAACAGAGUCUAUUCACUACAGGUAGGAUAUACACACUAACAGAGUCUAUUCACUACAGGUAGGAAUAUACACACUGACAGAGUCUAUUCACUACAGGUAGGAAUAUACACACUAACAGAGUCUAUUCACUACAGGUAGGAAUAUACACACUGACAGAGUCUAUUCACUACAAGGUAGGAAUAUACACACCAACAGAGUAUAUUCACUACAGUAGGAAUAUACACACUAACAGAGUCUAUUCACUACAGGUAGGAAUAUACACACUACAGAGUCUAUUCACUACAGGUAGGAAUAUACACACUAACAGAGUCUAUUCACUACAGGUAGGAAUAUACACACUGACAGAGUCUAUCACUACAGGUAGGAAUAUACACACUAACAGAGUCUAUUCACUACAGGUAGGAAUAUACACACUAACAGAGUCUAUUCACUACAGGUAGGAAUAUACACCACUAACAGAGUCUAUUCACUACAGGUAGGAAUAUACACACUAACAGAGUCUAUUCACUACAGGUAGGAAUAUCACACACUAACAGAGUCUAUUCACUACAGGUAGGAAUAUACACACUAACAGAGUCUAUUCACUACAGGUAGGAAUAUACACAUGACAGAGUCUAUUCACUACAGGUAGGAAUAUACACACUGACAGAGUCUAUUCACUACAGGUAGGAAUAUACACACUGACAGAGUCUAUUCACUACAGUAGGAAUAUACACACUGACAGAGUCUAUUCACUACAGGUAGGAAUAUACACACUAACAGAGUCUAUUCACUACAGGUAGGAAUAUACACACUGACAGUCUAUUCACUACAGUAGGAAUAUAACACACUGACAGAGUCUAUUCACUAAAGGUAGGAAUAUACACACUAACAGAGUCUAUUCACUACAGGUAGGAAUAUACACACUAACAGAGUCUAUUCACUACAGGUAGGAAUAUACCACACUAACAGAGUCUAUUCACUACAGGUAGGAAUAUACACACUGACAGAGUCUAUUCACUACGGUAGGAAUAUCCACACUAACAGAGUCUAUUCACUACAGGUAGGAAUAUACCACAACUGCAGAGUCUAUUCACUACAGGUAGGAAUAUACCACACUGACAGAGUCUAUUCACUACAGGUAGGAAUAUACACACCAACAGAUCUAUUCACUACAGGUAGGAAUAUACACACUAACAGAGCUAUUCACUACAGGUAGGAAUAUACACACUAACAGAGUCUAUUCACUACAGGUAGGAAUAUACACACUGACAGAGUCUAUUCACUACAGGUAGAAUAUACACACUGACAGAGUCUAUUCACUACAGGUAGGAAUAUACACACUAACAGAGUCUAUUCACUACAGGUAGGAAUAUACACACCAACAGAGUCCUUUCACUACAGGGAGGAAUAACACACUGACAGAGUCUAUUCACUACAGGUAGGAAUAACACACUAACAGAGUCUAUUCCUACAGGUAGGAAUAUACACACUAAGAGUCUAUUCACUACAGGUAGGAAUAUCACACUAACAGAGUCUAUUCACUACAGGUAGGAAUAUACACACUAACAGAGUCUAUUCACUACAGGUAGGAAUAUACACACUGACAGAGUCUAUUAAACUACAGGUAGGAAUAUACACACUAACAGAGCCCUAUUCACUACAGGUAGGAAUACCCCACUAACAGAGUCUAUUCACCUACAGGUAGGAAUAUACACAAACUGCAGGGACACACUAACAGAGUCUAUUCACUACAGGUAGGAAUAUACAACACUAACAGAGUCUAUUCACUACAGGUAGGAAAUAUACACACUGCAGGGACACACUAACAGAGUCUAUUCACUACAGGUAGGAAUAUACACACUAACAGAGUCUAUUCACUACAGGUAGGAAUAUACACACCAACAGAGUCUAUUCACUACAGGUAGGAAUAUACACACCAACAGAGUCUAUUCACUACAGGUAGGAAUAUACACACUAACAGAGUCUAUUCACUACAGGUAGGAAUAUACACACUAACAGAGUCUUUCACUACAGGUAGGAAAUACACACCAACAGAGUCUAUUCACUACAGGUAGGAAAAUACACACCAACAGAGUCAUAUCACCUACAGGUAGGAAUAUACACACUAACAGAGUCUAUUCACUACAGGUAGGAAUAUACACACUAACAGAGUCUAUUCACUACAGGUAGGAAUAUACACACUGACAGAGUCUAUUCACUACAGGUAGGAAUAUACACACUGACAGAGUCUAUUCACUACAGGUAGGAAUAUACACACUGACAGAGUCUAUUCACUACAGGUAGGAAUAUACACACUGACAGAGUCUAUUCACUACAGGUAGGAAUAUACACACUACAGAGUCUAUUCACUACAGGUAGGAAUAUACACACUAACAGAGUCUAUUCACUACAGGUAGGAAUAUACACACUGCAGGGGACACAUAACAGAGUCUAUUCACUACAGGUAGGAAUAUACACACUAACAGAGUCUAUUCACUACAGGUAGGAAUAUACCACACUAACAGAGUCUAUUCACUACAGGUAGGAAUAUACACACUGCAGGGACACACUAACAGAGUCUAUUCACUACAGGUAGGAAUAUACACACUAACAGAGUCUAUUCACUACAGGUAGGAAUAUACACACUAACAGAGUCUAUUCACUACAGGUAGGAAUAUACACACCAACAGAGUCUAUUCACUACAGGUAGGAAUAUACACACCAACAGAGUCUGAUUCACUACAGGUAGGAAUAUACACACUAACAGAGUCUAUUCACUACAGGUAGGAAUAUACACACUAACAGAGUCUAUUCACUACAGGUAGGAAUAUACACACUGACAGAGUCUAUUCACUACAGGUAGGAAUAUACACACUGACAGAGUCUAUUCACUACAGGUAGGAAUAUACACACUGACAGAGUCUAUUCACUACAGGUAGGAAUAUACACACUGACAGAGUCUAUUCACUACAGGUAGGAAUAUACACACUAACAGAGUCUAUUCACUACAGGUAGGAAUAUACACACUAACAGAGUCUAUUCACUACAGGUAGGAAUAUACACACUGACAGAGUCUAUUCACUACAGGUAGGAAUAUACACACUGACAGAGUCUAUUCACUACAGGUAGGAAUAUACACACUACAGGGACACACUAACAGAGUCUAUUCACUACAGGUAGGAAUAUACACACCAACAGAGUCUAUUCACUACAGGUAGGAAUAUACACACUGACAGAGUCUAUUCACUACAGGUAGGAAUAUACACACUGACAGUCUAUUCACCACAGGUAGGAAUAUACACACUACAGGGACACACUAACAGAGUCUAUUCACUACAGGUAGGAAUAUACACACUACAGGGACACACUAACAGAGUCUAUUCACUACAGGUAGGAAUAUACACACUAACAGAGUCUAUUCACUACAGGUAGGAAUAUACACACUAACAGAGUCUAUCCACUACAGGUAGGAAUAUACACACUAACAGAGUCUAUUCACUACAGGUAGGAAUAUACACACUGCAGGGACACACUAACAGAGUCUAUUCACUACAGGUAGGAAUAUACACACCAACAGAGUCUAUUCACUACAGGUAGGAAUAUACACACUGACAGAGUCUAUUCACUACAGGUAGGAAUAUACACACUGACAGAGUCUAUUCACUACAGGUAGGAAUAUACACACUAACAGAGUCUAUUCACUACAGGUAGGAAUAUACACACUGACAGAGUCUAUUCACCACAGGUAGGAAUAUACACACUAACAGAGUCUAUUCACUACAGGUAGGAAUAUACACACUGACAGAGUCUAUUCACUACAGGUAGGAAUAUACACACUAACAUAGUCUAUUCACCACAGGUAGGAAUAUACACACUAACAGAGUCUAUUCACUACAGGUAGGAAUAUACACACUGACAGAGUCUAUUCACUACAGGUAGGAAUAUACACACUAACAGAGUCUAUUCACUACAGGUAGGAAUAUACACACUAACAGAGUCUAUCCACUACAGGUAGGAAUAUACACACUAACAGAGUCUAUUCACUACAGGUAGGAAUAUACACACUAACAGAGUCUAUUCACUACAGGUAGGAAUAUACACACUAACAGAGUCUAUUCACUACAGGUAGGAAUAUACACACUAACAGAGUCUAUUCACUACAGGUAGGAAUAUACACACUAACAGAGUCUAUCCACUACAGGUAGGAAUAUACACACUGACAGUCUAUUCACUACAGGUAGGAAUAUACACACUAACAGAGUCUAUUCACUACAGGUAGGAAUAUACACACUAACAGAGUCUAUUCACUACAGGUAGGAAUAUACACACUAACAGAGUCUAUUCACUACAGGUAGGAAUAUACACACUAACAGAGUCUAUUCACUACAGGUAGGAAUAUACACACUGACAGAGUCUAUUCACUACAGGUAGGAAUAUACACACUGACAGAGUCUAUUCACUAUAGGUAGGAAUAUACACACUUCUGAACCGGUUCAUAUAGUUGCUUUUCGUUAAUUGUUUGUCUUGUAAAAUCAACAUUUGUUUUUACAUUUAGCUGAUUAAUUUCCUUCACCAAUUAGCGUGGAUAGAGCAGCUUGCUAUGGAAUGGGUAAGCUAGUUGUUUACAUGAUGAGACUGAAGUUUCACGGCUGGGGAGAUAGUGAGAGAGAGGGGUGGACAUGGAAGGGGUGAACAUCAUGACGUGAACUAUUACUACCAUCAAAACUUCACUAGAUGGAAUAUUGUUGGAACAGAAAAUAACAAUAUUAAUGGAUGAAAAUAAUGGUUCUGUUCCGGAAUACUAAAGAUCACGGUUCUGUUUCCGUUCCUCUGAAAAUGUUGUUAUGAACCGGUUCCAACCCCUGGUUAGAACACACCCACACACAACUGACUUCCUGGAAUCUCCCGGUCUCUAUCUCCUCUUCUCCUCUCUGGUCUGUAGUUAAUUGUUAUUGUGUUUCACUUCUAAUCUUCCUCCUCCUCUCCUCCAGUUUGACGGUGUCUACGUGGUCAGUGGAUCUCUGGACACCUCCAUCAGAGUAUGGGACAUAGAGACAGGGGGGUGUGUCCACACGCUGACCGGCCACCAAUCACUGACCAGUGGUAUGGAACUAAAGAACAACAUCCUGGUCUCUGGCAACGCGGACUCUACUGUCAGGGUGUGGGAUAUACGGACAGGACAGUGUCUCCACACACUACAAGGUGAGAUUAUACAAACUGUAUAUACAGCAGUAUGUGGACAUCCCCAUUAGUGGAUUCGGCUAUUUCAGCCACACCUGUUGCUGACAGGUGUAUAAAAUCGAGCACACAUCCAUGCAAUCUCCAUAGUAAAUCAUUGACAGUAGAAUGGCCUUACUGAAAAGCUCAGUGACUUUCAACGUGUCACCGUCAUAGGUUGCCACCUUUCCAUCAAGUCAGUCUGUCAAAUUUCUGCCCUGCUAGAGCUGCCCCGGUCAACUGUAAGUGCUGUUAUUGUGAAGUGGAAACGUCUAGGAGCAACAACGGCUCAGCCGCGAAGUGGUAGGCCACACAAGCUCACAGAACGGGACCGCCGAGUGCUAAAGUGUGUAAAAAUGGUCUGUCCUCGGUUGCAACACUCACUACCGAGUUCCAAACUGCCUCUGGAAGCAAUGUCAGAACAAUAACUAUUCGUCGGGAGCUCCAUGAAAUGGGUUUCCAUGGCCGAGCAGCCGCACACAAGCCUAAGAUCACCAUGUGCAAUGCCAAGCGUCAGCUGGAGUGGUGUAAAGCUCGCCGCCAUUGGACUCUGGAGCAGUGGAAACGUGUUCUCUGGGGUGUUGAAUCACACUUCACCAUCUGGCAGUCCGACGGACAAAUCUGGUUUUGGCGGAUGCCAAGAAAACGCUACCUGCCAGAAUGUAUAGUGCCGAAUGUAAAGUUUGGUGGAGGAGGAAUAAUGGUCUGGGACUGUUUUUCAUUGUUCGCACUAGGCCCCUUAGUUCCAGUGAAGGGAAAUCUUAACGCUACAGCAUACAAUGACAUUCUAGAUGAUUCUGGCCUUCCAACUUUGUGGCAACAGUUUGGGAAAGUGGUUUGUCGUGAUCGGUGGGGAAGAACUUGACUGGCCUGCACAGAGCCCUGACCUCAACCCCAUCUAACACAUUUGGGAUGAAUUGAAACGCUGACUGCGAGCCAGGCAUAAUCGCCCAACAUCAGUGCCCGACCUCACUAAUGCUCUUGUGGCUGAAUGGAAGCAAGUCCCAACAGCAAUGUUCCAACAUCUAGUGGAAAGCCUUCCCAGAAGAGUGGAGGCUGUUAUAGCAGCAAAGGGGGGACCAACUCCAUAUUAAUGCCUAUGAUUUUGGAAUAAGAUGUUCGAUGAGCAGGUGUCCACAUACUUUUGAUGAUGUAGUGUACACACACUGAAGUAUCUCUAAAGGAUACAGUCGUGGUCAAACGUUUUGAGAAUGACACAAAUAUUAAUUUUCACAAAGUCUGCUGCCUCAGUUUUUAUGAUGGCAAUUUACAUAUACUCCAGAAUGUUAUGAAGAGUGAUCAGAUGAAUUGCAAUUAAUUGCAAAGUCCCUCUUUGCCAUGAAAAUGAACUUAAUCCCCAAAAAACAUUUCCACUGCAUUUCAGCCCUGCCACAAAAGGACCAGCUGCCGUCAUGUCAGUGAUUCUCUCGUUAACACAGGUGAGAGUGUUGACGAGGACAAGGCCGGAGAUCACUGUCAUGCUGAUUGAGUUAGAAUAACAGACUGGAAGCUUUAGAAGGAGGGUGGUGCUUGAAAUCAUUGUUCUUCCUCUGUUAACCAUGGUUACCUGCAAGGAAACACAUGCCGUCAUCAUUGCUUUGCACAAAAAGGGCUUCACAGGCAAGGAUAUUGCUGCUAGUAAGAUUGCACCUAAAUCAACCAUUUAUCAAAUCAUCAAGAACUUCAAGGAGAGAGGUUCAAUUGUUGUGAAGAAGGCUUCAGGGCGCCCAAGAAAGUCCAGCAAGUGCCAGGAACGUCUCCUAAAGUGGUCCUCUGUAGCUCAGCUGGUAGAGCACGGCGCUUGUAACGCCAAGGUAGUGGGUUCGAUCCCCGGGACCACACGUACACAAAAAAAAAAAAUUUAUGCACGCAUGACUGUAAGUCGCUUUGGAUAAAAGCGUCUGCUAAAUGGCAUAUUAUUAUAUUAUUCAGCUGCGUGAUCGGGGCACCACCAGUGCAGAGCUUGCUCAGGAAUGGCAGCAGGCAAGUGUGAGUGCAUCUGCACGCACAGUGAGGCAAAGACUUUUGGAGGAUGGCCUGGUGUCAAGAAGGGCAGCGAGGAAGCCACUUCUCUCCAGGAAAAAUCAUCAGGGACAGACUGAUAUUCUGCAAAAGGUACAGGGAUUGGACUGCUGAGGACUGGGGUAAAUUCAUUUUCUCUGAUGAAUCCCCUUUCCGAUUGUUUGGGCGUCCGGAAAAAAGCUUGUCCAGAGAAGACAAGGUGAGCGCUACCAUCAGUCCUGUGUCAUGCCAACAGUAAAGCAUCCUGAGACCAUUCAUGUGUGGGGUUGCUUCUCAGCCAAGGGAGUGGGCUCACUCACAAUUUUGCCUAAGAACGCAGCCAUGAAUAAAGAAUGGUACCAACACAUCCUCCGAGAGCAACUUCUCCCAACCAUCCACGAACAGUUUGGUGACGAACAAUGCCUUUUCCAGCAUGAUGGAGCACCUUGCCAUAAGGCAAAAGUGAUAACUAAGUGGCUCGGGGAACAAAACAUUGACAUUUUGGGUCCAUGGCCAGGAAACUCCCCAGACCUUAAUCCCAUUGAGAACUUGUGGUCAAUCCUCAAGAGGCGGGUGGACAAACAAAAACCCACAAAUUCUGGCAAACUCCAAGCAUUGAUUAUGCAAGAAUGGGCUGCCAUCAGUCAGGAUGUGGCCCAGAAGUUAAUUGACAGCAUGCCAGGGCGGAUUGCAGAGGUCUUGAAAAAGAAGGGUCAACACUGCAAAUAUUGACUCUUUACAUAAACCUAAUGUAAUUGUCAAUAAAAGCCUUUGACACUUAUGGAAUGCUUGUAAUUAUACUUCAGUAUACCAUAGUAACAUCUGACAAAAAUAUCUAAAAACACUGAAGCAGCAAACUUUUUGGAGACCAAUACUUGUGUAAUUCUCAAAACUUUUGACCACGACUCUGGACUCUACUGUCAGGCUCUGGGAUAUCAGGACGGAGUGUUAAAGAAAGGACAUUAAGGAGAUGAGGGGGGGGGGGUUGAGAGCUGAAGGUCUCGUUAGUAACAGUGUUAUUAAAAGUAUUAUUGAAACAUGUUCUCCGAACGUUAUUUAAUUACCUUCAAAUAACCUAUAAUUUCCGUUCUCAGAACGUUAAUUAAACCUCCCAAGAAAACGUUCAGGGAACCAUAGAAAAACGUUCUCAGAACCUCCCUGCAACCAAAAAAUGUAUGUUCCCAAAACAGGCAAAAUGUUCACUUCUGUUCUCAGAACGUUUCCGUCUUACCGGUCAGGAAACCUAUGGGUUCGUUUCCAGAACCAAUGGGAAACCAAAAACGUACGUUCCCACAACUUCCAAGGAACCAAAUGUGCUUGCUGGAUCUCUCUCUCUCUCUCUCUCUCUCUCUCUAUCUCUCUAUCUCUCUAUCUCUCUAUCUCUCUAUCUCUAUCUCUCUAUCUCUAUCUCUAUCUCUAUCUCUAUCUCUAUCUCUAUCUCUAUCUCUAUCUCUCUCUCUCUCUCUCUCUCUCUCUCUCUCUCUUCUCUCUCUCUCUCUCUCUCCUCUCUCUCUCUCUCUCUCCUCUCUCUCUCUCUCUCUCUCUCUCUCUCUGUCUCAUCUUAUUCUGUCUAUAUAUCUCCCAUCUAUCUUCUAUCCAUCUAUCUAUCGGACACCCAUAAGCCCAAAAUCGGCAAAAUAACCUGUCUCCAGUUCCCCUACUAUAACUAACUCUUUCUCUUCUCCUCUUUUUCUCCCCCCUCCUCUCCUCUCAAUUCAAAUUCAAUUUAAGGGCUUUAUUGGCUUGGGAAACAUAUGUUAACAUUGCCAAAGCAAGUGAAGUAGAUGGCAAACAAAAGUGAAAUAAAUAUUAACAGUAAACAUUACACUCAGAAGUUCCAAAAAUAAAGAAACGAUAAAUGAUAAGUCCGCCUCUCCCUCUCGUUCUCCUCCCUCCUCUCCCCUUUUCCCCGGAUCCAGCACCCGGCCCCCUAACCUCAUCCUCCCUCGCUCGUCUCUCUCUACUCCUCUCCUCUCCUCUCCUCUCCUCUCUCUUUCUCCUCCUCUCCCCUCUCUUUCCUCUCCUCUCUCUCUCCAGGUCCCCAUAAGCACCAGUCGGCAGUAACCUGUCUCCAGUUCUCUCGCUCCCUGGUGGUCUCUUCAUCAGAUGACGGUACAGUGAAGCUGUGGAGCCUGGCGACGGGGGAGUGGCUCAGAGGACCUGGUGGCUCUGCAGAGUGGAGGAUCUGGGGGAGUGGUCUGGAGGAUCAGGUAAAGGACUAGGAAAACCACACACACACCACACACACACACCAUGUACACACAACAUGUACACACACCAUGUACACACACCAUACACACACACCAUACACACAGGAGUGGCUCAGAGACCUGGUGGCUCUGCAGAGUGGAGCCUCUCUCCAGGGCGUCUAACACCAGACUGGUAACACUAACCCUCUCUCUCUCCUCUCUCUCCAGGGUGUCUAACACUAGACUGGUAACACUAAACCCUCUCUCUCUCCUUCUCCAGGGCGUCUAACACCAGACUGGUAACACUAACCCUCUCCUACUCUCUCCAGGGUGUCUAACACCAGACUGGUAACACUAACCCUCUCUCUCUCCUCUCUCCAGGGUGUCUAAAACCAGACUGGUAACACAACCCUCUCUCUCUCCUCUCCCAGGGUUUUCUAACACCAGACUGGUAACACUAACCCCUCUUUCCUCUCUUCAAGGGUGUCUAACAAAAGACGGGGUAACACUAACCCUCUCUUCUCCUCUACCCAGGGUGGUCUAACACCAGACUGGUAACACUAACCCUCUCUCUCCUCUCUCCAGGGUGUCCUAACACCAGACUGGUAGCACUAACCCUCUCUCUCUCCUCUCUCCAGGGUGUCUAACACCAGACUGGUAACACUAACCUCUUCUCUCCUCUCUCCAGGGUGUCUAACACCAGACUGGUAACACUAACCCUCUCUCUCUCCUCUCUCCAGGGUGUCUAACACCAGACGGGUAACACAACCCUCUCUCUCUCCUCUUCCAGGGCGUCUAACACCAGACUGGUAACACUAACCCUCUCUCCCCUCUUCCAGGGUUUUCUAACACCAGACUGGUAACACAAAACCCUUCUCUCUCCUCUCUCCAGGGUGUCUAACACCAGACUGGUAACACUAACCCCUCUCUUCCUCUCUCCAGGGUCUAACCACCAGACUGGUAACACAACCUCUCUCUCUCCUCUCUCACAGGGCGUCUAACACCAGACUGGUAACACUAACCCUCUCUCUCUCCUCUCUCCAGGGUGUCUAACACCAGACUGCGUAACACUAACCUCUCUCUCUCCUCUCUCCAGGGUGUCUAACACCAGAAUGGUAACACUAACCCUCUCUCUCUCCUCUCUCCAGGGUGUAUAACACCAGACUGGCUAACACUAACCCUCUCUCUCCUCUCUCCAGGGUGUCUAACACCAGACUGGUAACACUAACCCUCUCUCUCCUCUCUCCAGGGUGUCUAACACCAGACUGGUAACACUAACCCUCUCUCUUCCUCUCUCCAGGGUGUCUAACACCGAUGGUAACACUAAACCCUCUCUCUCUCCUCCUCUCCAGGGGCGUCUAACAACCAGAACUGGUAACCACUAACCCUCUCUCUCCUCUCUCCAGGGUGUCUAACACCAGACUGGUAGCAGCAGUUGGCAGCAGGAACGGGACAGAGGAGACUAAACUCAUGGUGCUGGACUUUGAUCUCACUGACAACCACAAGUGA
Molecule: messenger RNA, 16066 nt
Organism: Coregonus sp. 'balchen'
Lineage: Eukaryota; Metazoa; Chordata; Actinopteri; Salmoniformes; Salmonidae
Source: the annotation of a GenBank genome assembly